CGCGCAGCGGUGAUUGGUGGCGCGUGGCGCGCGCGAGACGAGCGUGCACCCCGCGCCGUCUGGGAGCGUGGUAUCUGCUGACCUGCGCCCGUGAGCUGCCCCCAUGUCUUCCCCGGCGUCUACCCCGAGUCGCCGCGGCAGCCGCCGAGGACGGACCGGGCCGCCGCAGACGCCUCGAAGCGAGGAUGCCAGAUCAUCUCCCUCCCAGCGGCGCAGAGGCGAGGACUCCACGUCCACAGGCGAGUUGCAGCCCAUGCCCGCCUCGCCUGGCGCAGACCUGCAGAGCCCUGCCGCACCCGACACCUUGUUCUCCAGCCCCCCGCAGAUGCAUUCUUCAACUAUUCCUCUAGACUUUGAUGUUAGUUCACCGCUGACAUACGGCACUCCCAGCUCUCGGGUAGAGGGGACCCCACGCAGCGGUGUUAGGGGUACACCCGUAAGGCAGAGGCCUGACCUUGGAUCUGCACGGAAGGGUCUCCAGGUGGACCUGCACUCUGAGGGGCCAGCAGCAGAAGAUACAGUGGCAAGUGAGCAGUCUCUAGGCCAAAAACUUGUGAUUUGGGGAACAGAUGUAAAUGUGGCAACAUGCAAAGAAACUUUUCAGAGAUUUCUUCAACAAUUUAUCGAUCCUCUGGCUAAAGAAGAAGAAAACAUUGCCAUAGAUAUUAGCGAGCCUCUGUAUAUGCAACGGCUUGCGGAGAUUAAUGUCAUUGGGGAGCCAUUUUUAAAUGUAAACUGUGAACACAUAAAGUCAUUUGACACAAAUCUUUACAGGCAACUCACGUGCUACCCACAGGAAGUUAUCCCCACUUUUGACAUGGCUGUCAAUGAGAUCUUCUUUGAUCGUUAUCCUGACUCAAUAUUAGAACAUCAGAUUCAAGUAAGACCAUUCAAUGCAUUGAAGACUAAGAAUAUGAGAAACUUAAAUCCAGAAGAUAUCGACCAGCUCAUUGCCAUCAGCGGCAUGGUCAUCCGGACGUCCCAGUUGAUUCCGGAGAUGCAGGAGGCCUUCUUCCAAUGCCAGGUGUGCACCCACACGGCCCGCGUGGAGAUCGACCGUGGCCGCAUCGCUGAGCCCUGCGUGUGCGAGCACUGCCACACCACACACAGCAUGGCACUGGUGCACAACCGCUCCACCUUCUCCGACAAGCAGAUGAUCAAACUCCAGGAAUCUCCUGAGGACAUGCCGGCAGGACAGACGCCACACACCGUUGUACUGUUUGCUCACAACGACCUUGUGGACACAGUUCAGCCUGGUGACCGAGUGAACGUUACAGGCAUCUACAGAGCGGUGCCCAUUCGCAUCAGUCCCAGAGUGAGCAACGUGAAGUCUGUCUACAAAACCCAUAUCGACGUCAUCCACUUUCGGAAGACGGACGCAAAACGUCUGCACGGCAUGGAUGAAGAAGCAGAACAGAAACUCUUCUCAGAGAAGCGUGUGGAAUUGCUUAAGGAACUUUCCAGGAAACCAGAUAUUUAUGAGAGACUUGCUUCAGCCUUGGCUCCGAGCAUUUAUGAACAUGAAGAUAUAAAGAAGGGAAUUUUGCUUCAGCUCUUCGGGGGAACAAGAAAGGAUUUUAGUCACACGGGAAGGGGCAAAUUCCGUGCCGAGAUCAAUAUCCUCCUUUGUGGUGACCCGGGCACCAGCAAGUCCCAGCUGCUGCAGUACGUUUACAGCCUGGUUCCCAGGGGCCAGUACACAUCUGGGAAGGGCUCCAGUGCCGUCGGCCUUACUGCUUACGUCAUGAAAGACCCCGAGAGCCGGCAGCUGGUCCUGCAGACGGGAGCCCUGGUCCUGAGCGACAAUGGCAUCUGCUGCAUCGACGAGUUCGACAAGAUGAGCGAGAGCACGAGGUCGGUGCUGCACGAGGUGAUGGAGCAGCAGACCCUCUCGGUUGCCAAGGCUGGGAUCAUCUGUCAGCUCAACGCACGCACCUCCAUCCUGGCAGCAGCGAACCCCAUCGAGUCUCAGUGGAACCCGAAGAAAACCACCAUCGAAAACAUCCAGCUGCCCCACACUUUGUUAUCAAGGUUUGACCUGAUCUUCCUCAUGCUGGACCCCCAGGACGAGGCAUAUGACCGGCGCCUUGCACACCACCUGGUGGCCCUGUACUACCAGACCGAGGAGCAGCUGGAGGAGGCCGUCCUGGACAUGGCCGUGCUGAAAGACUACGUCGCCUAUGCCCACAGCUCGGUGGUGCCGCGCCUGAGCGAGGAGGCCAGCCAGGCGCUCAUCGAGGCUUACGUGGACAUGAGGAAGAUUGGCAGUAGCCGGGGAAUGGUUUCUGCAUACCCUCGACAGCUGGAAUCAUUGAUUCGCUUGGCAGAAGCCCAUGCUAAAGUGCGAUUUUCAAACAAAGUUGAAGCAAUUGAUGUCGAAGAGGCAAAACGCCUUCACCGAGAGGCUCUGAAGCAGUCAGCAACUGACCCACGGACCGGCAUUGUGGACAUAUCGAUCCUCACCACAGGAAUGAGUGCCACCUCUCGUAAACGGAAAGAAGAAUUAGCUGAAGCUUUGAAAAAACUUAUUUUAUCUAAGGGAAAAACACCAGCUCUAAAAUACCAGCAACUUUUUGAAGAUAUUCGGGGGCAAUCUGACAUAGCAAUUACCAAAGAUAUGUUUGAAGAAGCACUGCGUGCCUUGGCUGAUGAUGACUUCUUGACAGUGACGGGAAAAACCGUUCGCUUGCUCUAGAGAUGCCGUGAGCUGUGCUGUGUUCUGCUUUUCUCCUCUGGGCACGGCACUUGCUCGCACUUGUAUGUAGCAUGGGGACUGAUUAGCUAACUCUGCUGCUGUCAGUGGGAAUAGACUCUCAAAGUCAUUAUUUAGCUACGUAAAAAUUUUUCUAUCCAAGGUACUGGUUUUCUUAGUGAAGUAUUUGUUUUCAUUGUUUAACAUUUUAAGUAAAAAUACUUUCCCAAUUUACAAAAAGACAUACAGUAGAGACUAUUUUCCUGAAGUGCAGAUUUUUAGUACUGGAGAUUUUAAUCUGUGUACUAAUUCAUAUACAUAUGUAGCACAUUGGUGUAUUUUUUUUUUAAUAAUUUUAUUUUGAAAUAAGUUCAAUCUUACAGGAACAGUUGUAAAAACAGUACAAACCCCCUACAUAGAAUUCCAUCAUACCCAGCCCCCCUCCCCCGA
Messenger RNA from Choloepus didactylus (southern two-toed sloth), 3142 nucleotides. It is a transcript of the gene MCM4, whose product is annotated as minichromosome maintenance complex component 4. Gene Ontology annotation, cellular component: nucleus; MCM complex. Gene Ontology annotation, molecular function: single-stranded DNA binding; ATP binding; single-stranded DNA helicase activity. Gene Ontology annotation, biological process: DNA strand elongation involved in DNA replication; double-strand break repair via break-induced replication; DNA replication. Lineage: Eukaryota; Metazoa; Chordata; Mammalia; Pilosa; Megalonychidae. The transcript is spliced from 16 exons. Bases 104 to 2695 code for a protein of 863 amino acids. The record is from RefSeq and is a predicted model, not a curated record.